ACUCAUGGGCAUCUCUUCUGUUAAGAGACAUUCCCCACUCUCCAAGUUUCCCUCAAGCCUGAAGCAGCAGAGUGAGUAGUGUUGGAGCAUGUUUUCAUUGCAUGCUUGGGUCAUGUUGAGUGCCCUCCAGUGGAUAUAGUAUAAUGCUUGUGAUUUUUUUUUUUUUAAUUCCAAACAAGUUUAUGUGGGAUAUAUUUAGGAAUAGUUCUGAUGAGGGAGAAUCAACUAAGAAACCUUUGAUUUCUAAAAUAAUUAAUAUCAUUACUGCUAAUUAAAAUACAGGCUUGAGAAAAUGUCUUCUCAGCCAAUAUUUGCAGUAGAAAAGUCGGGAGGUUUUUUAAGGUCACUUUGAGUAGGCAGUUCUGCUUAAAUAUAUCAUAAUGAUAAACCAGAAUCUCAGUAUAGUACUUUAGGAGGUAAAAGAUCAUAAUAUUCAGUUAUAUUGAUGAAUUACAGCAACUGAAAUUCUCAGAAAAAAAUUAAUGAAAAUGUGAAUUGUCAAUUUGUCUAAAAUCAUUCACAGAGUAAAACAUAAGUGCUCAACUUGAUUAUAUUAGGAAAUAGAUAGAAAUAAAGGUAAUUGAGCCAGUGUAUGUGACCUAAAAUAUAAUGCCCUUAGUGACCAUAGGGUUGGUCUCAUUUGUACAUAGUGGUGGGCCAUGAUGAACUGUGUUUUGCCCUUUGAAUUUUUCCUUAAAAAGCUUUCUCUAGGCUCCUAUGUUCAUGGUUUUUCUGUUAGUAAUAUUAUUUUCUGAAAAUCCAUGUUUCAAAUCAGAAUCUAAUUAGCAACAGGAAUGAAGCUUAUUCUAAAUUAGUUUUUGGAAGUUAAACGGUCAGCAUAUGGAAAUUUUUCAGGGUUUAGAUUUUUAAAAAUUUGUUUUUCAGAAUAUGUUGCUGGAAUGAAAACGUUAGCGUAGGGACGGAAAAUGACACUUACCAGUGAUUGCUUUACUUUGCCUGUGGAAUUCAGUGUAAUUUUGUGGAAACAUUGGUAUAUGAUUUUUUACUACUUAAGAAAUGUAUUGCUAUAGUUAGGGUUUUUUUUUUUUUAAAGGCAAGAAUGCCUCAAGUGCUUUAUGUGAAUGAUUAUUUCAGGAUGGAUUAAAUAUUCCUCCAUCAAGGACCAUACUUGUAAAUCAGUGAUUUCCAAGUUGGUGCUUAGUAUUUACAGCAUUUACUGUCUAUAAGCUUCUGUUCUGAUUUUUCAAGAGUUUUCUGAGAAAUGAGAGUAGGCUUAAAAGUUCUUUGAAAAAUUAUGUACAUACAACUUACUGAAAAAAAUUGCUACCGGGGACUUAAUUUGUCUCUUGAAAUGGGCUACUUGCCUUCAUUAAUGUAGCAUACUACAAUUUGAUGUUCAAGAUAUGUUACUAAGAAUAAGAUCGCUUUCAGAAGCCUUAUAUAGGAUUGGUCUUACUACAUUGUAGUGGGAAUGGCUACUCAAAUGUCUCCAGGGCCAGUUAGGUAUUGGGUAAAUGGGACCAUGCAGACUAUUAAAAAUUGAAGUGCACAUGAAGCAGCCAGUCAUAAGCAGCUCCAGCCACUGUGUGGGAAUAUAGUUUAUGUUGCCAGAUCAUCUGAUUUCUUUCCCCUAAGUGGGAAAUCCAGAUCAAUGUACAUCUCUUGAUUUGCAAGUGUUGGUGAACAAAAUUCAUAUUUUAAGAUGCUGUAUUCAGCACAAAUUAAAUACACUUAUUUGCUGAAUACUGCCAGUUUGUCCCUCUGCAGUAGUACCAUUUGAAGUACAGUGUUUUCAUAAUGAUUCUGUGAAAUGACUGGUUCUGUGAAUGUACAUAAUUUAGCAGAUAACAUUGUUAAAUUAUUAGGUUUGUAUUUAUUUAGGCACUUGGGAAAUGCCUUGUGUCAAUUGAUUAUAGAUUAGGAGCUUAAAAGCAAGAUUUAUAUUAUCAACUUAUUUGUGAAGACUGGGAAACCCACAUUUUUAAAGUUAGGAAUUAAGAUGGCCAGGUUCAAGGAAAAGGGGGAGAAGUAACUUUCUUAUUACUCAACCAUCUUAAAUAGAGUUCUUUAAGUGUAUUUUUAAGAGGUCUCAAAACUUAAUCUGAAGGGACGUCAAAUGCUGGACAAAUUCUGUGUAUACAACUCAAGUCAGCCCCCAAUUUUACUGGUCUUUAAAUCAUGUCCUUUUUACCAGAAGUUUGCAUUUCUAAGCUAAACUAUUACUGUUAGACUAGAUCCAAAACUUAAAAACAGUUUAGGUAAUUAAAAAUUAAUUGAAUAUAAACGUUUUACUUAAAUUAAUGGCAAAUGGCUUUUUGGCCAAUUUAAGUUUAUGUAGGCAGUUAAAUCGAUUUUGGUUAAAUCUUUUGCUGCUAACAAGGUAUUUCCAGAUUUUGAAAAGUGGGGUGGCCUGGUGCCUGUAGUACCAGCACUUUGGGAGGCUGGGGAGGGUGGAUCACCUGAGGUCAGGAGUUCGAGACUAGCCUGGCCGACGUGGUGAAUACAAAAAUUAGCCAGGCAUGGUGGCAGGUGCCUGUGAUCCCAGCUGCUUGGAAGUCUGAAGCAUGAGAAUUGCUUGAACCUGGGAAGCGGAGGUUGCAGUGAGCUGAGAUCACGCCACUGCACUCCAGCUGGGGCAACAGAGCGAGACUCCAUCUCAAGAAAGAAAAGUGGGGUGUUUAGUCUUCAAACUCCGUGUUUAAGUGACUGGAGUGAAAAUGUAAAUCAUAGGCCGGUGUUGGUUUAAAAAGCAUCAUCUGAAAAUAAUGCUGUAGUCUGCAAUUAUUUUUAUUACGAUACGAUGGUGUAAAAUACAAGCAGAUCAGUGAACCAUUCAUGAAACAUUAAUCCUAAAGGCGUCUCACCCCAAGUCUAUCCCACAAUCUCCAUGAGACUUCGUGGAACCACUGUAAAGUUUCUUGUGUAAUAUCCCAGAAGUUUCCUACCUCUGGUAUCUUUUGAACUUGUUGAAAAGGCUUUUCCACCCCCUCUUUAUGAUGGUUUGAAGAGUGUGAACAUCUGAAUGAUGCUGGGGUGAAACUGCUUCAUAACACUUCCAUUUUCUCCCCUAUUUAUUUCCAUAUUUUUAUUUUUUCACUAAUAUCCCCACGGUUUUACUUCUGUUUUAGUAAUUCACAUGUUGCUGGACUAAUUCUUUUUAACUGACUUGUAACAGAUAUGUUAAACCGUUUAAAACUUGGGGGGUAUUUUUAACCUACUUUAAGUUAGUUCAAGUUAAUCAGUCUACAUGGCAUAUAAACCUUAUGAUUAAUAAAUCUUAAAUGCUGGUAGCUGAGUUGGAAGCCAAAGACGUACAAAAAAGCUGAAGUGUUAGGUUUAGUGUGAUAAGCUUCUCUUACUAACAGGGUUUUGUAAUAGCAGAAAUAGAUAUAUGCAUAUAUAUGUGCAUAUAUAUAGCAUACCUUAUUGGAUGUCCAUAUAAAAAUGUGUAAGAAGUUAAAUUUACUGCAAAAUUUCUUGGGAGUGCAAUUUGAAGAUGAUCUUAAGUGGUGAUAGUAGUUUGCUACACUGGGGGAUAGUUGUUGCAAACUGCUCCUAAUUUUCCUUUACUGUGAAGUAAACUGAACAGCUGUAAUAGGGAUUAGGAACUGUACUCCCUCUCUCUCUUUUUUAAGUAUAAUUAAGUGGUUUUGGGGUAAGGGUGUAGGGAGUGAGUGUCUUUGAAGUUUUGCAUAUACUAGAUGAAUGCCACAUGUAUAAGGGAGGAACAAGGGAUUCUUGGAAAUAUUUUUCAAUCCAAGUAACUUUGGAGGCUUCCAAGUGGAGUUCAUUCCCCUGUGUAGGAAAGUGCUGGGGUAGACCCUUAAAUUCCUUUCUGAGCCAUUGAAAGAAUGUCCUCAAACUUCGCUUAUACUUUAUAGUUCAUUUAGAUACAAAAGUUACAAACUGAAUGCUAUUUAGGAAACGUAAUACACUGACAUACCGCUCUUUAAAUAGAUUAUAAAUUUAGUAUAUCAAUUUUCUGGCAUUUUGCUGAAUUUUAUUGUUUAGUUUUCAAGCCCAACUAUCUUGUUACUUUGUAUAUCGUAGUUGUCCCCCGUUGAUCACUGUUUCCUGCUUAAUUGUGCUGUCGUUUUUCCUGGGUCCUGAUUCAGAGUGUCAGCAUUCUGUUCCCCAUAGAAUAAGAAGAGGCUAGAAAGUUUACAGAUGAGAUAUCUAGGAAUGCCAGAAGAUCAGGGGUCACCGUUGAGGCAGAGUAAUUAAUUAUGGUUAAAAUGGUGUUGCUGAUAAGUGGGUGCUGGGAAAUAAUUAAAAUUUGAUUUUUUAGAAGAAUACUUCUCAUGCUUGAAGAGCGCCCUCAUUAUAUGCUAAAGGGCCUCAGGUUUUUCCUUAUUGCCAUUAUGCUGCAGAUUCUAUUACAUUUGUCUGAAAAGAUCUAAGACAGAAGGGCUGUUUAAUACCUUCCCUUUUCUCCUGAACUUCCCCUCUCCUCUCCCCCAUCAGGAGCUAAGUAGGAACCCCUUCACCUUGUUACCAUCAGAUUUCAUCAAUGGUCUGUCUUUACAAUGAAGGAAGUAGUACUGCAUUCUGGGCAGAGGCCAGUCCUGAGGCAUGCCUUUUCAAGGACAUUGUUACUUUAGUUACACUGGCUCUUCUGUUUUAACUCUUAUCCCCCAGACUCUAAUCCUGUUGCUUUUUUUGGUCCCCAUCUCCCACCUUUCAUCAUCUGAAAUCCAUUCAUUGUAACUUCUGGAACUCAGUCGUUAGAAAAUCCUUUAUAUUCUCAAUCUUGUGAAUGUUCCUUUCUUUCUUAUUCCAGCUGUAACCUAGCCUUCUCCCCAAGAAUGCUACUUCCCUUGCAGCUCUCUCAAGUGGUGAAUUUUUCCCUUCUUGCACACCUUAUAACACUGAACUAGGAGGUGUGUGGACUAAAUGUCUGCUUUUGUUCCUUAUUGUCACUUCUUGACCUUUAUUUUCCAAAACUUCAAGCUUUGACUUUCAUGUGAUCAAAUUAUACCACCCACUGCCUGUCUUUAUUUCAAGCACCUGCAAACCUUCCUGGGUCAUUCACAUCCUUCUUUGUUCACUUCAUUAGCUCUUGGCUCAUUGUCACUGUCUCUUAUUUCUGUCAUAAUUCUUGGUGACAUCAGUAUCUAUGUAGAGCAAUACUAGUGAAGAUGUGGUCUGGUAACUGUUACCUGUAUGAAUUAAGAUAAGGAGUUAUGCCAGAAUAUAAGUCACCUGUGUCACUAAGUUUACUGUUUAGCUUACUUUUUUUGUAGCAAGAUUUUGAUGAAGGACGCAAUAUGUUGAUUUACAGUCUGGUACAAAUUUUGAUGUAGAAGAUGCUUCCAAUAUCCUGGUCUCUUAGUUCCUUGAUUUCUUCUCCAGUGAUCUUAUUUUCUACCCUAACUCAACUACAUAUUCCCAUUGUCAUAUCCUAGAAUAUUUUGUCUUUUAUCUGUAACUCUGCUCUCUUCCCCCAAUCUCAUUUCAAGCAUCCCACUUUCUAAUUCCUCUAGUAAAUACGUCAGUUCCAACAGCCCAUCAAUCCCAUUGGGACCUACAGUUUAUCUAUCCAAGCUUUUCCCUGUUCCUCACCCUCACUUCUAUACAGCUGAAGUUUCAUACUGAAUUAUAAUCACUUUCUCGUAUACACGUUUAACAAUCUUGUCCCUCCCUGGCUUCAUGCCCAGUGAUCUCUUGUAUCUAUGACCAUGUCCUUUAUCUUCUCCUCUGUCACUGGAUGAACUGUAGCCUUCCAAGAUAAGGCCACUCAGUUCAUUUGUACAGCAGAUUCCAUCCCCUCUUGCUCUCAAGAAUAUUACUGUGGUAUCUCUCUUUUCUUGUCUCUACUGGCUCUUUCCAUGAGCAAACAUGGUAUUAUCCCAUUACAAAAAAAAUUUUUUCUCCGUCUCUCCUUCCACUCACCACCUCAGUCUCUGCUUCUCUUUCCCGCAAAAUAACCUUGAAAAAUUGCUUUAUGUACUCCCGUUUUCUUUUGAACCCCUGCCAGUGACCACCACGUUAUAAAUUUGUAGUUGUCAUCUCACUUAAUCUGUUAGUAGUAUUUGGCACCAUUGCUACAGUUGCUUGAAAUGCCUUUUCAUUGGUUUCCAGGCCACCAUGUCUGUUAGCAGCUUUUCCUCUUACUUCACUAGCAUUUCCUUCUUUGUUUUUUCUGUUAUCUUUCUGACCUCUGUUGGAGUGGCUGAAGGUUUAGUCCUUGAAUCUUUUUUUGUUGUGCAUAUUUACUCCAGUAUCAUAGCUUUAUACAGAUGGUAUUUACAUCUGUUUGCUAACGAUUUCCAAAUUGGUAUCCUUAAACUGGUAUCCAGCUAUUUUUUGGUCAGCAUUUUGGAUGUCUAAGAAGCUUCUCAAACUAAACUGACCUCCCGGUUUUCCCCAAAGCUGCAUCUUAGUCUUUUCCGAAAUGCAAUUCUGUCUUUCCAGUUACCUAGCUUAAAAGCUUGCAGUUCUUGACUCAUCUUUCUCUCAUACCACGUAUCUGAAUUCUCUCUGCAAAAAAUUGUCUGUUCUCCCUUCAGAAUAAAGUCACGUGUCAUUUUAUGAUGGGGAUACAUUCAGAAAUGCGUCAUUAGGAGAUAAUCAUGGUUGUGUGAACAUCAGAGUAUACAUAGACAAACCUAGAUGGUAUAGCCUACUACACAUCUAGGCUAUAUGGUGUGGCCAAUUACUAUGAUGAAUACUGUAGGUAAUUGUAACAUAAAGGUAGGUAUUUUUAUCUAAACGUAUUGAAACAUAGAAAAAGUACAGUAAAAAAUAUGGUAUCAAAAAUAAAAAAUGGUACAACUGUAUAAGGCAGUUGUGAUGAAUGGAGCUUGCAGGAUAUGUUGCUCUGGGUGAGUCAGCGAGUGACGAUUGAGGGAACGUGAAAGAUGUGGGACAUCACUGUACACUACUGUAGACUUUAUAAACACUGUACACUUGGGCUACACUACAUUUUUGUAAGGUUUUAAAAGACUUUUUUCUAUAAUAAACCUUAAAUUACUGUCACUUUUUUACUUUAUGAAUUCUUAAUUUUUUAAACGUUUUCACUCUUGUAAUAACACGUAGCUUAAAACAUACAUUGUACAGCUGUACAAAAAUUUUCUUUAUAUCUUUAUAAGCUUUUUUAUAUUUUUAAAAUUACUUUUUACCUUUUAGCUUUUUUGUUGAAAAACUAAGACAUGGGCCAGGCGCGGUGGCUCACGCCUGUAAUCCCAGCACUUUGGGAGGCUGAGGCAGGCGGAUCACGAGGUCAGGAGAUAAGAGACCAUCCUGGCUAACAUGGUGAAACCCCGUCUCUACUAAAAAUACAAAAAAUUAGCCGGGCGUGGUGGCGGGCACCUGUAGUCCGAGCUACUUGGGAGGCUGAGGCAGGAGAAUGGCGUGAACCCAGGAGGCGGAGUUUGCAGUGAGCCGAGAUAGCGCCACUGCACUCCAGUCUGGGCGACAGAGCGGAAACUCCGUCUCAAAAAAAAACAAACAAAAAACUAAGACAUGAACACAUUAGCCUAGGCCUACAGAGGGUCAGGAUCAUCAGUAUCACUGUAUUUCCAUCUCCACAUCUUGUCCUUCUGGAAUGUCUUCAGAGGCAGUAAACAUAAAUGGAGCUGCCACCUCCUGUGAUAACAGUGCCUUCUGGAAUACCUCUUGAAGGACCUACCUGUGGCUGUUUUAUAGUUAACUUUUUUUUUUUAAGAAGUAACAGAAGGAGUACACUCUAAUGAUAAAAAGUAUAGUAAGUACAUAAACCUGUAACAAUCAUUAUCAUUAUCAAGUGUCAUGUACUGGACAUAACUGUAUAUGCUAUACUUUUUUUUUUUGAGAUGGCAUCUCACUCUGUCACCCAGGCUGGAGUGCAGUGGUGCGAGGAUAGCUCACUGUAACCUCAGACUCCUGGGCUCAAGUGAUCCUCCUACCUCAGCCUCCCAAGUAGCUGGGACUACACCAGGCACCCCACCAUGCCUGGCUAAUUAAAAAAAAUUUUUUGUAGAGACAGGGUCUCACUCUGUUGCCAGGGCUGGCCUUGAAUUCCUGGCAUCAAGUAAUCCUCCCACUUUGGCCUCACAAAGUGCGAGGAUUACAGGUAAGAGCCACCAUGUCUGGCCCACUGUACUUUUAUACAACUGAAGCACAGUAAACCUACUGUGGUUUCGUUUACACCAGCAUCACCACAAACACCAUGAGUAGAACAUUGUGCUGCGACGUUAACGAUGGCUACAACAUCACUAGGUGAUAGGAAUUUUUCAGCUCCAUUAUAAUCUUAUGAGACCACUGUUGUAUGUGCAGUUCAUCAUCCACUGAAAUGUCCUUAUGUGAUGCAUGUCUUCAUAUCCAAAAAUAUUAAUCAUUUCUCACUGAAGCCAUGCCAUGCCAUGCCAUCUUUUGCCUGUAUUAUUAUUUUUCAGCUUUUAUUUUAGAUUCAGGGUGUACAUGUGCAGGUUUGUUAGAAAGAGUAUAUCGUAUGAUGCUGAAGUUUGGGAUACAGUUGAACCAGUCACCCAGGUAGUGAGCAUAGUACUCAAUAGAUAACGUUCUAACAUUACUCCUCCUUCCCUCCCUGUUCUUGUCUCUGUCUAUUGUAUCUUUAUGUCCAUGUGUACCAAAUGUUUAGCUCAUUCUUGUGAGAACAUGUGGCAUUUGAUUUUGUUUCUGUGUUAAUUUGCUUACAAUAAAUAGUCUCCAGCUGCAUCCACAUUGCUACAAAGGACAUGAUUUUGUUCUUUUUUAUAGGCUGCAUCAUAUUCCAUGGUGUAUAGGUACCACAUUUUCUUGAUCCAGUCUACCGUUCAUGGGCAUUUGGGUUGAUUGUAUCUUUGCUAUUAUGGAUGGCUUUUGCCUAUAUUAUUGGAAAGGCCUUCUAACUGGUGUCCCUGCUUACACCGUUUUCCCCCUUAAAUGUGUUUUCAACAUGGUAGCCAGAGUAACCCUUUUUAUAACAAUAAAUCGUGUAACUUUUUUGUUCAGAAACUUACAGGGCUUACCAUUUCAUUCAGUAAAAGCUCAAGCUCCUGUAUAGUCAGACCAUAUCCUUCAUCACCUGUUACUUUUCUCCUCUGACUCUUCAGCCUUUUUGUUUUUCCUCAAACUGAUGAAGCCUUCAUGGCUGAUGUCAGAUGUUUUGCCCAUUGAGAUCUUCCUUGUUGACUCAGUUGCACUUGGUCAUAUGAUUUUCAUUUAUUUGGGGUAUCUAAUCAUAAUCUGAAAGUUGGCUACUUAUUUUUACCCCUUUGAGGGUCCUUGCCCUGUUUUUGUAUCCCUGAUAGCGGGACAGCCAGAUAUCUGGAACUUACAGGUGUUCAAUAAAGUUUUGUUGAAUGAAUAUUCUGGAAUCACCCAACCUUUUUUUUCCCCUCCACUUAUUUUUCUUCUCCCUUUCACGGCCUGAAAGAUGUCCUAUGUAUAUGGUUCCACUUAUCACUCUCAUCCCAGUUUGUGAUAUACUAUUCCAUUAUAUUACUAUUAUUAAUACAAUUCCAUUGAACUUGCUCUUGCUGACUUCACCACUGGACCUACAUGUUGGCCAAAUGGAUACUUUAUAAUUUUAGUCUUGACCCCUGCCUUUGGCACAUUUCUUACCUCUAGCACAGCACUGUCCAGUAAUCCACACUUUCUGAGACAGUGGAAAUGUUCAGUAUCUGUGCUGUUCAGUUGGUAGCAACCAGCUACCCAUGCCUAUUAAACAUUUGAAAUGUGGCUGUGUGACUAGUGGCAAUUAUGUUGGAGAGUACAGUUUUAGAAACUCCUGUUUUUCUUACAUGGCACUACAUUUAGUAUCACAAUCUAAUUGUGCAAGCCAGAUAGGUAGGAGUCAUCUUUAUUCCUGUUAUUUAAUUUUUCUCAUCUACUAUAUCCAGUUCAUCACAUCAACAGCGCCUGUUGUUUCUACCUCCUAAAUAUUUCUUUAGUCUAACUACUACUUGUCCCUAGUGCCACCACCAUCUAUCAGCUGGAAUAUUGCUAUAGCUGCCUUACAGGUUUCCCUUCUUUCCUGUUCUCUUCUAGUUUUUUGAAUUUUAGUCAGCACGAGAUUUUAAAAACUCAAAUAAGAUUGUGUUAUUCACCUGCUUAAAACCUUUCAUGACUUUCAGUGUCACGUAGAACAGAAAACACUUUUCUUACCAAAGGCUAGAGAGCUCUACGUGAUCUGGCUAUUUUUAACGUUUCAUUGCACUCACCCUUUUCCUCUAUAAUCAAACUACUCUGAUCUCAAGGGUUAGUUCUUGAAAGAUGAUCAUGUUCUUUAAUGACUUUAGGUUUUUGUGUGUUAUUUUCUAUUUCUGGGAUGUUUAUUCUCUGUUCCUUACAUGCUGGCCCUUUUGCAUCCUUCUUCAGGUCUCAGCUUACAUGUUACCUUCAAGAAGCCUUUGACCACUCUAAGUGGGCCCUUCCUUCCACUUCUGCUGUGUAAUCCCACUCCCUUCUCCCACUUGUUAAUUAGUUACAUACUUUUUUGUAAUUGUUUAUUUGGUUGCUGUCUCCCUCUCAAGAAUGCAGGGACCAUGUCUGCAUUCUGCAGUAAUCACUACUGCACACCCAGAAUCUAUUACAGAUCCUGGCAUGUAGCUGAUGCAUAAAUAUUUGUUGAAUGAAAGUCUGUACAUUGUAUUUAUGCUAUUGGUAUUGCUAUGACCUGAAACUAAAAGGAGUUGUGGAAAAGAUUUCUUAUGGAACAGAAAUAUCCCUUUUGAUUAAUAUCACAAUCUCGUAAAUUGAGAAAACAAAAAAAUAUAUACUACUGGAGCAUUCAUGUAUAGUUGGAGAUUAUGACUCAUUUAUUGGUGUGUUUUUGGACUCAGAACAAAGAUGAGGGAAUAUUCCUUAAAGCUCUGUAUUGAAAUAACGAAAAGCAGUCACAUUUUAAUAAUAGAAGCUUCCUAGCUUACUCUUUCUGUAAUCUUCUUUUCCUAAAUGUAAGAGAGCCUCAUAAUUAUGAGGCUUAUUACUAGAGUAAGGCUGUCAAAGGCAGCAAAAUGUCUUUCUGUUUGGAAGAAUAACAUAAACUUGACAUGUAUGGUGGGGGACAGAAGGUUUCAAAAGUUUAAGAAUCUGUGUUGUCUUAACAAAUAGAUGCUUCUCAAGGAGCUUACGCUAGUGGUUACUCUGUCCAGUCAGGGUUUUUUCUUCUUUAACUUGGGUUCAUUUCCUGAUGGCACACAUGAAGUUUGGAUCAUAUGGUUUGACUUUAGCUAUGGUCCUUAGCUAUGGGGAGCAGCAUCAGCGACCUGUGACAUGUAAAUUAAAAAUACAAUGCCAGGGCCCUUCCCCAGCCCCUCUGAUAGAGAACCUCUUGGCCAUCUGUAUUUUUAGAUGUUCCAGGUUAGUCUGAUUAACACCCUUGGUUAAGAACCAUUGGGAGGAUCUGAUUGCCAGUUUAAGGGGACCUUCAAGCCUGUAGGUCUUUAUAGUUAAAAAAAAAAAAAGAUUUUAAAAAUCAUGCAUAUGUUGUGGCUGAAUUCUGGUUUAGCACAUACUGCUUUUAAUGGCCUGAAAUGUUUUUCCCAAAUAAAUUGUCUUGUUAUAGCUUUCAUGUGUGAUUUGGUCCAGCUUCUUGUUUUGAAGAUACUUACGGGGGGGAACACUUUGUGAUUUCUCUUAGUAACAUAUUAACCCACUUAAAAACCCUUUCUAUUACAGGUCUUCACAUUUAGGCUUAAUGUGCUUAAUUCAAAUGUAAAAAUACACCUGCCUUUGUUCUCAGUGAAAGUAUGUAAUAAAUAAAUGAGGGGUUGGCAAACUACUGCCCACCAUCUGUUUUUUUAUGGCCUAUGAACUAAGAAUCGUUUUGGAUAGCUAAAAAAAAAAAUCAAAAGGAUAAUUAUUUUGUGACGUGAAAAUUAUAUGAAAUUCAAAUUUCAGUUUCUGUGAAUGAAGUUUUAAUGGAACACAGCCAUCCAUGCUUAUGUAAGUGUGCAUAUUCUCUGGCUGUUUUCACUGCAAUAGCAGAGUUGAGUAGUUGUGACAAAGAGUUUAUGGCCCACAAAACCUAAAAUAUUUACUUUCUGAUGCUUUACAGAAAAAGUUUCCUGAACCUUAUUCUAGCUAUAUGUUGUUCAUAAAUGAAUCUUUCGUGGUUCUGAAGGCAUUUAAGAAUCUCUUAGGUUAUAAAUUGGCUGGGCGCAGUGGCUCACGCCUGUAAUCCCAGCACUUUGGGAGGCCGAGGCUGGUGGAUCACGAGGGCAGGAGUUCAAGAUCAGCCUAGCCAAGAUGGUGAAACCCUGUCUCCAUUAAAAAAAAAAAAAAAAAAAAAAAAAUAGCUGGGGUUGGUGGUGGGCAGUAAUCCCAGCUACUCGGGAGGCUGAGGCAGAGAAUUGCUUAAACCCAGGAGGCGGAGGAUGCAGUGAGCCAAGAUCGCGCCACUGCACUCCAGCCUGGGCAACAGAGUGAAACACCAUCUCAAAAAAAAAAAAAAAAAAAAAACACUCUUAGGUUAUAAAUAAUUGUUGUUAGCUCUCCAAGCCUCCAUAUUACAUUUUGUGUGUUCUCCUGUUCACAUUUUGAGCAUUUUAUUUUUUAUUAGCACAUUCAGUUCAUCAGGUAUUUAAGAGCUUAAUAUAUGCCAAAGCAUAUAUUAAGCGAGAAGCUGUUUCUAAAUGUACUGUCUCAGCCCUCACAGAGUUCACUUCAUUAGGCUCUUUAAAAUUUCUUUCUUUAAAAGGUCAGCGUGCUGGUAUAGUGGGGAAGGGAAACUCUUACAACACGUCGAGUAGAGGAAGGUUAUCAUUAUGGGAUAUAAUUUGGAAGUCAUUGAGUACCUGCCAUUAAUUCUGCCUGUAGUCUGAAUGUAGAGAUUAACAUGUAGAAACUUUUUUGAAAUAAAAUCUUCAAUUUCUUUGGCAUAUCUAGUACUGUCUAGCUAGGCAUAUAGUCAAAGUAUGGUGUAUAUUUCAAGUAUUAAAAGUUUUUUUGGGCUGUAGUCACUGUUGAAAGGAUAUAGUUCUUUACUAUUACAUGUGAUACCUUUAUAUAAAAUUGGCUAACCCCUGUCUUUCAUUUAUCUGCAACACUGACUGUUACCAGUUGUCUCUAACUUUGGUAUGGGGGGUGGAAAUAUGAUUAGAUUGAAAGGGUACAUGACUGAGCCACAAGCAGACCUGGAUUUGAAUUUUAACUGAACGGUUUAUUAGCUAUUCUUACAUUAAUACUGCUAAUCAGUUUUCUUGUGAUAUGAGGAAUGAUGUCUUCUUUAUGAGGUUGCUAGGAAGAUUCAAUGAGAUAACAUACUAGGCUCAGAACUGAAGUUGCUAGGAAUUUAAUUAUGCUACCUUGUUAAAGUAUGUCAAAGGCAGAAUUCAGUGUUUAGCUGAUACCACAAGGCAGUAUCCUAAAAUUAUGCUGUAAAAGAUAUAAAGAUGCUGUAAGUGACUCAGAAACCUAGUGACUUUGUAAUGCAGUUGAUUCUUAGAAUACUGUCACUUUAACAGAAUAGGAGCUAGGAAUGAAGAAAUAGUUAUUAAAUUACUAAAAUAGAAAAUUUAUUGACACAUGUAAAGUGACAUUUGCUUAAAUAUUGAAAAAUUUGUAGUACUAUUUCCUUGCUUUAGAAAACAUUGGUUACCACUUUUUUUAUUUAUAGCAGUUUGUUUUUGCCUUGAGGCAAGAUGGUUGACUGAGUAGUUGCCACAUUUCUUUUGUACAAAGUCCAUUUCAUAGGCCAUCUAGCUUUUAUGCUUAGAAACAUUUCCUUAACGUUAUAUUUCAGUAUUUGGCUAACCUAUAUAGGGUUAAAUUAUAUAGGCUAACUUCUCGGACAGAUAUUUCUAAUAAUUUAUGUAUUUGGUUCUGCAAAUGUAUGCAAAAAUAUAUGUACAAAGGUAUGCAGAUGCCUUGCAUACUUGAUAUAUGUUAAAUUUUUUUUAAUGUAGACCUUUUUCGUUCUCUUUAAUGACUAUAUGGUAUUCCACCAUCCCCCGCUCACCUGGACAACUACAGUAACCUCCUAAAUGGUGUUUCUACUUUGCUAUUGCCCCUUAUUGUCUUUUUUCCCCUUUAUAGCUGCUGGAGUGAAUUUUAGAAAGCCUAAGUCAUACAUCACAUUGCUUCAUGGGCAUCCCAGUACACUUUGGAUUUUAUUUUACAUCCUUACUGAUCUGAUUCUCAUCUCUGUCUCUUCAUGGUUCUCUGCCUUCUAGUUACACUGGUGACCUUUCAAAACCUUUACCACAUUGAGUUCAUUCCUUACUUUUCACUCUUUCUCUGCCUGGAGUGUUCUGCCCCAUCUUUACGUGGCCAGCUGCUCCUCCUCUGAUGAAAUGUCUCUUCCUCACAGGCCUUCCCUGACCACCCACUAGAGUAGCACAUCUUCUACCUCAUAAACUUGUUUAUUAGUAUUUCUUACUCUAAAUUUUCUUUUAAAUUGCUUAAUUCCCUAACAGUAGAAUAUAAGCUUCACUGUAUGUAUGAUCUUGUUGACUCUCUUACUCAUUGUUAUUGUAAUACCAGUAACAAAGGGUGUUUAAAAUUUGUUCAGUGGGUGAAUAUAUGUUCCAUUUAAUGGAUAAAUUAUUUUUUAUUCAGUCUCCUGUUGAUGGACAUUUGAAUAAUUUCCAUCUUUUUCUCUAUGAAUGCCUCACUUGGCAUGCUUCUGACAGUAUUGCCACAGAAUACAUUUCUGUUAUAAAAAUUGAAUUUUUAAGUCAAAGGGUAGUUACACUUUAAUGGAUAGUGGCAGCUUACUAUCAAAAGUUUCUGCUAGUUUCACCAUAUCCUUAUUAGCAGUAGAUAUUAUCAAUCUUUUCAAUCUUUGCCAAUCUGAUAAGCAAAAAGUAAAUGGGUUUAAACAUCCUUUGUAUAUAUUCAUUGCUCACUUUAUGUUUUUCCUUUGAAAUGUUAUUUCUUGUUCUUUCCCUGCAGUAUGAUUCUUUCUUUUUUUGACUUGUUCCCAGUUUUUUGUGUACUAUGGAUAUUAGCCUUUAAUUAUGUUACGGAUGUUCUAGUAUGUUAUUUUUUGAAUUACUUCAAAUGUGAUUUGUUGCUCAGAUUUUAAAAACUACAUACACAAAUUAUCUCAUGUUUCCCUUUUUGGUUUCAAUUUCGACUCAUGCUUAAUCAGUUCAUCGAUUGGGCAUGGUUUUAUUCUUAAUAUAUACCCGUAUUUUAUCUCAUUUUAUUUUUUUACGUGUAAAUAUUUGGUGAAUAUAGGUUUAAUUUUAAUGUAAAAUAAGGAUGAAAAAUGAUAGUUGGAAUUACAAGCCCAUUUCUCCUAAUACUUUUAAUCAAGUAAUCCACUAAUUGAAAUAUUACCUUCUUCAUUUAUGAAAUUGCCACAUUAUAUCUGGGUGUUUUUCUGCCUACUACAGUCUCUUACCCAUUUCUUUCCUAAUAAUACAAUACUUGAAUUGCUGUGGUUGUUGAUUUAUAAUGUUAUCUUAAUGAUAACAUUAUAAAUGUGAUGGAACUGGUUCCUCCUUAUAGUUCUUCUUAAAUCAAGAACAAGACAUAUCUUCCCAUUUACUCUCGUAUGUAUCUCAUUUUACUGUUAUGAAUGAAAUCUGUCCUAUUUGUGUAUAGGAAAAUAGUUUUUGUAUGUAAUUGUGAUAUGGCCAGUUUUAUUAAAAAUUUGGUUAAACUAAGAGUUGUUUUCUGUUCAGCCUUAUCAUACUAUAAAAUCCACAUAAAAUGGGUAUAAAAGUGUCGCAGGACACUGGGCUCAGAUGAUUCUCCCACCUCAGCUUCCCAAGUAGCUGGGACUACAGCGGCAUAUGCCACCACACCCAGCCAAUUUUUAAAUAAGUUUUAAAAAUAGUAUUUUUAGUAGAGACAGGGUUUCACCAUGUUGCCCAGGCUGGUCUUGAACUCCUGGACUCAGACAAUCCACCUGCCUUGGCUUCCCAAAGUGUUGGGAUUACAGGUGUGAGCCACCACACCUUGCCGAAUUGCAGCCAUAUUUAAUACUUUUUUCCAUCCUAUUCCCUUUGCUGCCCCCAGGCCUCCUGUAUUGAUAGCCCGCUAUUAAGAAGCUAGUGUAUAUUCUUUGCAUACUUUUACUUCAUAAACUAUAUGAAGCAUUGUUCUGUUUUUUAACUUAAUUGGUAUAAAAUUAUAUUUUGGAAAUUCAGUAUAUUCUGUGAAAAUUAUUUAGAAAAUGUGCCUCUGAGAUAAAGCCUAUUCAGGAUGUAUCUUAAAGGAGAUAGCUGUGCUUUAACAUUAUCAGUCUUUUUGGCUGCUUAUGUUAAUAUAAGUUGGAGAAAAACAGUCUGCUUUUUGUGAUAAUAUGUUCUUGGAGAUGGAGUGAAAGAUUGUUUAAAAACAUUGUCUUUUUUUUCCCCUGAAGUACCAGUAUUUAUUUUAGGAUUAUGUUACUGAUCAAAGAUGCUGUGUGGAGUUACUCAUUGGUGAGACUAACAAUAAAUCACACAUGCAAAGGAUGUUACCAUAAUCUAAUUAUUUUAAACAGUAAAAUUAUAUUCUAAGACAUCCAGUUGGCCUAUAUGUGCUAUAUCAAUGACUAUCAAGGGGCUUUUUAUGUAUACUGUAUACAUGUACUUCACAAAAAUAUAAAAGGAUGACAUCAAAAAUCUGGCAAGCCAAAAGCCUACAUUACAUGUAGCAAAUAAAUAAGCAUAUGAACUUAUUGGAAUUUAAAACCCUGUAGGAUGGGCGGGUGAUGGUAUGUAUGUUAGAUGUGUGGACAUAUCUAUUAAAAGUUGUGUCAGAUAACAGCUGGUGCUGACAAGCCCUUGGUAAGAUGGCAGCAUGUUCAAUAUGUUCUGUGAAAAUUAUCUCAGUUUAUGAUCUGUCAGUAUUGUGGAGCUAUGCAUGAAAGGACUUAAAAUUCUUACCCUUAAACUCAGUAACAGUGUUUCUAGAACUUCUGGUGAUAUGGGAAAUUAAGAGAAUUAUUUAUAUGCAAAGGUGUUUAUUGCAGCAUUGUUGGAAUAAUAGACAAAAUGGGGAAGAACAAGCUCAGAAUGGAGGAGGUAGCUUAUAGUAUAGACAUACGAUACAAUCCAGAUGAUAAUAUUUUAUAAUAGUCUUCACAAGGAAUUUUAUAUUUUUAUUUUUAAAAAUACAUAGCAGUGAGUUUAAUAUACCAAACAUACCAAAAUGUCAUCAUUUACUGUGUGGUGGACUCAUAUGAUGGAGAUGAUAAAUAAAAAUAUUAAUUUAUUUGAGGCAUAUAUUUAUGGCUGAGGAAGGAAGACAGUUAUGAAGAACAGCUCAUUCUGGAAACAUACUAAUUUUUCCCAGCCAUAAAGAGAUUUCCUAUUUCUUUUUUUUUUCCAUUUACCUUCUGUUUCCUACCUGAGAAGAUUUCAUACUUCUAAUAACCAUUUGUGUACCUAUUUAAAGACAGUACCAAAGGCAUACAUUUUAGUGUUUGGAGGACCAAGGGUCAUUUGAUGUUUGAUGCUUAUUGACUAUUCGAGGAUGACAAGACACCUUGAGAACACACACACCCACACCCACACCCACACCCUCACCCACCCACCCCACCCCCCUCCCCGAAGAAAGCUGUGAAGGAAGAAAGCAGAAAAGAACCUGGAGUGAGUUGUAACUUAAAAUGUUAGUGUUGCAUGAAGUGUGUUAAAACAGGAAGAUUUGAGGAAAUUGCAUACAUUUUCUAGAUGGCAAAGUAUUACUGGUGACAGUUAAUGAAAAUGCAUAUGCAUGUGUUUUUAGAUUUACAAAUUUUACUAAGAACUUUUUAAAAAUCCCUGAAGGUGUAUCAAAAGUUUAUCAUGCUUAUGAAAUAGAGUAGCACUUUCUAACUUUAAAACGGGGAAUAAUUCUUUGGAUCUUGAUUAUUGGAAAAGUGAAUUAUGAAUUGCUAGUAUAAAACUGUGGUUUUAAAAUAUGUCUGCUUUAUAUUUUUAUGUAGCAGAUUUACUCCUAGUUAAUAAUACUCAAACUUACUGAAAACUAAGGUAAUUAAGAUAAUUCUGUCCUGAUGGGAAGAGGAAAAAUAACUUCAGUGUGAAAUCUAUUAUAUAUUAGUUGUGGCAAGAUUUCUCCCAUUGACUUUGACUGGAGACAUUUAUAGGGUUAAAAUCGGAAAUAGCACGGUGAAUUUUGAAGUAUCCUUGUAGUUGGAAAGAGUAUUAUGUUCAUAUUGCCAAAAAAAAGAUGCAUGGAUGCAUUAGACUGGAUGGAAAAUACAUGAGAAGUUGGCUAGCCCCCUCUUUGUCAAAACAUCACUUGGUGGUGAUAAAGCUGUUGGAAAACACAGCAUUCUAAUGUAGUCUGUAGUUUAAUGAUAAUCUGUGUCUUGAAACAUUUAGCGUAGUACUUAUACAAACCUAGAUGGCAUAGUGUACUGCAUGCCUAGCCUAUAUAGUAUAGCCUGUUGCUUCUAGGGUGUAAAGCUGUAUAGCGUGUUACUAUAGGCAGUUGAAACAGUGGUAUUUAUGUAUCCUUUUUUUUUUUUUUAAAUUCUUUUAAGAGACAGGGUCUUGCUCUGUUGCCCAGGCUGGAUGCAUUGGUGUGAUCAUAGCUCACUAUAACCUUGAACUCCUAAGUGAUCCUCUUUGCCUCAGCCUCCCCAGUGGCUAGGACUACAGGCACAUACUACCACACCUGGCUAAUUUUUAACAUUUUUUUGUAGAGAUGGAAUUUCGCUGUGUUGUCCAGGCUGGUCUUGGAACUCUUGUGCUGCAGCAAUCCACCCGCCUCCCAAAGUGUUAGAAUUACAAGCCACUUCGCCUGGCUUGUUUACCUAAACAUAGAAAAGAUCCAGUAAAAAUACAGAAUUAAAAUCUUGUGGGGCCACUGUAGCAUAUGUAGUCCAUCUUGACUGAAAUGUCCUUAUGCAGUGCAUGAUUGUACUUCAUAAUUUUUAAGCACUCCUCCCUCUUGAUUGGUACUUAGUGGAUUUUAUCAUUUUUGUUUCUUCAUAAUUCUUUCUGAAAUGUCUACUGGUUGGACCUUUGAUCUCCUGAAUUGAUCGUGAUUUCUUCUGUUGUAUUUUUUGUCUUUGUCAUUUUUUUGUACUCUAGGCAGUUUUCUCAAUUUUAGUUUCUAUUCAACUUUUUGUUUUUAUUUAUUCUCUCCAGUAUUUAUGGAGAUACUAAAUUGAAGUGUUCUGUUUCUCUCUCCACCCUAUCCCUAGUUUCAAGUUUUAUCUCAGUUUCUAUGGAGUCAGUUUUUUCGUUGCUUUAAAAAAAAAUUUUCCUGAAGUGAUUGGUAAGUUUUGGCUAAUUGGGAGCACUAGAAUUGGGCCCUUAAUGGUUGGCAGGGUGUGGUGGAGGAGAGACAGCCCUUAGUCCAAAGGCUCAGGCCAGAAAAAGAAAGAGGAAGGCUUUCCUUUUCCUUUCCGGAGCAGGGUUCUGCCCUAGGUCUUGCUUGGCAGUCUAUUUGAUUUCUUUAGCAGUUAAUGCUCAGUUUUUUGGCAUAUGUGGAUCUGCCUCCAGAGCAGGUACAAGGGUAUUUGAAGUAUACCAUACAACUGUUUUGAAAAUCCAGCGUGGACAAUGGCUACUCAAGGCUACCUUUUGCUCCAUUUUCUGCUCACUCCUCCUAAUGGCUUGGUGAAAUAGCAAACAAGCCACCAGCAGGAAUCUAGUCUGGAUGACUGCUUCUGGAGCCUGGAUGCAGUACCAUUCUUCCACUGAUUCACUGAUUUGAUGGAGUUGGACAUGGCCAUGGAACCAGACAGAAAAGCGGCUGUUAGUCACUGGCAGCAACAGUCUUACCUGGACUCUGGAAUCCAUUCUGGUGCCACUACCACAGCUCCUUCUCUGAGUGGUAAAGGCAAUCCUGAGGAAGAGGAUGUGGAUACCUCCCAAGUCCUGUAUGAGUGGGAACAGGGAUUUUCUCAGUCCUUCACUCAAGAACAAGUAGCUGAUAUUGAUGGACAGUAUGCAAUGACUCGAGCUCAGAGGGUACGAGCUGCUAUGUUCCCUGAGACAUUAGAUGAGGGCAUGCAGAUCCCAUCUACACAGUUUGAUGCUGCUCAUCCCACUAAUGUCCAGCGUUUGGCUGAACCAUCACAGAUGCUGAAACAUGCAGUUGUAAACUUGAUUAACUAUCAAGAUGAUGCAGAACUUGCCACACGUGCAAUCCCUGAACUGACAAAACUGCUAAAUGACGAGGACCAGGUGGUGGUUAAUAAGGCUGCAGUUAUGGUCCAUCAGCUUUCUAAAAAGGAAGCUUCCAGACACGCUAUCAUGCGUUCUCCUCAGAUGGUGUCUGCUAUUGUACGUACCAUGCAGAAUACAAAUGAUGUAGAAACAGCUCGUUGUACCGCUGGGACCUUGCAUAACCUUUCCCAUCAUCGUGAGGGCUUACUGGCCAUCUUUAAGUCUGGAGGCAUUCCUGCCCUGGUGAAAAUGCUUGGUUCACCAGUGGAUUCUGUGUUGUUUUAUGCCAUUACAACUCUCCACAACCUUUUAUUACAUCAAGAAGGAGCUAAAAUGGCAGUGCGUUUAGCUGGUGGGCUGCAGAAAAUGGUUGCCUUGCUCAACAAAACAAAUGUUAAAUUCUUGGCUAUUACGACAGACUGCCUUCAAAUUUUAGCUUAUGGCAACCAAGAAAGCAAGCUCAUCAUACUGGCUAGUGGUGGACCCCAAGCUUUAGUAAAUAUAAUGAGGACCUAUACUUACGAAAAACUACUGUGGACCACAAGCAGAGUGCUGAAGGUGCUAUCUGUCUGCUCUAGUAAUAAGCCGGCUAUUGUAGAAGCUGGUGGAAUGCAAGCUUUAGGACUUCACCUGACAGAUCCAAGUCAACGUCUUGUUCAGAACUGUCUUUGGACUCUCAGGAAUCUUUCAGAUGCUGCAACUAAACAGGAAGGGAUGGAAGGUCUCCUUGGGACUCUUGUUCAGCUUCUGGGUUCAGAUGAUAUAAAUGUGGUCACCUGUGCAGCUGGAAUUCUUUCUAACCUCACUUGCAAUAAUUAUAAGAACAAGAUGAUGGUCUGCCAAGUGGGUGGUAUAGAGGCUCUUGUGCGUACUGUCCUUCGGGCUGGUGACAGGGAAGACAUCACUGAGCCUGCCAUCUGUGCUCUUCGUCAUCUGACCAGCCGACACCAAGAAGCAGAGAUGGCCCAGAAUGCAGUUCGCCUUCACUAUGGACUACCAGUUGUGGUUAAGCUCUUACACCCACCAUCCCACUGGCCUCUGAUAAAGGCUACUGUUGGAUUGAUUCGAAAUCUUGCCCUUUGUCCCGCAAAUCAUGCACCUUUGCGUGAGCAGGGUGCCAUUCCACGACUAGUUCAGUUGCUUGUUCGUGCACAUCAGGAUACCCAGCGCCGUACGUCCAUGGGUGGGACACAGCAGCAAUUUGUGGAGGGGGUCCGCAUGGAAGAAAUAGUUGAAGGUUGUACCGGAGCCCUUCACAUCCUAGCUCGGGAUGUUCACAACCGAAUUGUUAUCAGAGGACUAAAUACCAUUCCAUUGUUUGUGCAGCUGCUUUAUUCUCCCAUUGAAAACAUCCAAAGAGUAGCUGCAGGGGUCCUCUGUGAACUUGCUCAGGACAAGGAAGCUGCAGAAGCUAUUGAAGCUGAGGGAGCCACAGCUCCUCUGACAGAGUUACUUCACUCUAGGAAUGAAGGUGUGGCGACAUAUGCAGCUGCUGUUUUGUUCCGAAUGUCUGAGGACAAGCCACAAGAUUACAAGAAACGGCUUUCAGUUGAGCUGACCAGCUCUCUCUUCAGAACAGAGCCAAUGGCUUGGAAUGAGACUGCUGAUCUUGGACUUGAUAUUGGUGCCCAGGGAGAACCCCUUGGAUAUCGCCAGGAUGAUCCUAGCUAUCGUUCUUUUCACUCUGGUGGAUAUGGCCAGGAUGCCUUGGGUAUGGACCCCAUGAUGGAACAUGAGAUGGGUGGCCACCACCCUGGUGCUGACUAUCCAGUUGAUGGGCUGCCAGAUCUGGGGCAUGCCCAGGACCUCAUGGAUGGGCUGCCUCCAGGUGACAGCAAUCAGCUGGCCUGGUUUGAUACUGACCUGUAAAUCAUCCUUUAGGUAAGAAGUUUUAAAAAGCCAGUUUGGGUAAAAUACUUUUACUCUGCCUACAGAACUUCAGAAAGACUUGGUUGGUAGGGUGGGAGUGGUUUAGGCUAUUUGUAAAUCUGCCACAAAAACAGGUAUAUACUUUGAAAGGAGAUGUCUUGGAACAUUGGAAUGUUCUCAGAUUUCUGGUUGUUAUGUGAUCAUGUGUGGAAGUUAUUAACUUUAAUGUUUUUUGCCACAGCUUUUGCAACUUAAUACUCAAAUGAGUAACAUUUGCUGUUUUAAACAUUAAUAGCAGCCUUUCUCUCUUUAUACAGCUGUAUUGUCUGAACUUGCAUUGUGAUUGGCCUGUAGAGUUGCUGAGAGGGCUCGAGGGGUGGGCUGGUAUCUCAGAAAGUGCCUGACACACUAACCAAGCUGAGUUUCCUAUGGGAACAAUUGAAGUAAACUUUUUGUUCUGGUCCUUUUUGGUCGAGGAGUAACAAUACAAAUGGAUUUUGGGAGUGACUCAAGAAGUGAAGAAUGCACAAGAAUGGAUCACAAGAUGGAAUUUAUCAAACCCUAGCCUUGCUUGUUAAAUUUUUUUUUUUUUUUUUUUAAGAAUAUCUGUAAUGGUACUGACUUUGCUUGCUUUGAAGUAGCUCUUUUUUUUUUUUUUUUUUUUUUUUUGCAGUAACUGUUUUUUAAGUCUCUCGUAGUGUUAAGUUAUAGUGAAUACUGCUACAGCAAUUUCUAAUUUUUAAGAAUUGAGUAAUGGUGUAGAACACUAAUUCAUAAUCACUCUAAUUAAUUGUAAUCUGAAUAAAGUGUAACAAUUGUGUAGCCUUUUUGUAUAAAAUAGACAAAUAGAAAAUGGUCCAAUUAGUUUCCUUUUUAAUAUGCUUAAAAUAAGCAGGUGGAUCUAUUUCAUGUUUUUGAUCAAAAACUAUUUGGGAUAUGUAUGGGUAGGGUAAAUCAGUAAGAGGUGUUAUUUGGAACCUUGUUUUGGACAGUUUACCAGUUGCCUUUUAUCCCAAAGUUGUUGUAACCUGCUGUGAUACGAUGCUUCAAGAGAAAAUGCGGUUAUAAAAAAUGGUUCAGAAUUAAACUUUUAAUUCAUUC
Molecule: messenger RNA, 22916 nt
Organism: Homo sapiens (human)
Lineage: Eukaryota; Metazoa; Chordata; Mammalia; Primates; Hominidae
Gene: CTNNB1
Product: catenin beta 1
Exons: 16
Coding region: 19491-21815 (774 amino acids)
Biological process (GO): dorsal root ganglion development; embryonic skeletal limb joint morphogenesis; cell adhesion
Cellular component (GO): fascia adherens; lamellipodium; microvillus membrane
Molecular function (GO): protein kinase binding; transcription coactivator activity; chromatin binding
Source: RefSeq, a predicted model, not a curated record